AUGGAAUUAGAAUUAGAUGAAUUAUUAAAUCAAUGUAUACAUUGUUGUCCACAUUGUAAAAAUAAAAUAUCGAUUUCACAAUUAUCCGCAUGUAAUUUAAUAAAAAAUAGGUUUUACGAAUUAAAUAAUAAAUAUAAUAAUUUUAAAAAUAAUAAUAUUUAUGACAUCGAUUGUAAUAAUAAUAGUAAUUUAAAUAAUACCAACAAUAAUAACAACAACAACAAUAAUAAUGAUAAUAACAAUAGCAAUAAUAGUUUUAGAAAUAUUUUAAAUAAAGAUAAAGAUAUAACAAAUAAUAAUAGUCACUUUAAUAUUUCAGAUAGUUUUAUAAAUUUUAACAAUAAAAUUAAAAAUAAAUCAAAUAAAAUAAAGAAUGGUGGUAAUAAUAAUAAUAAUAAUAAUAAUAAUAAUAAUAAUAAUAAUAAUAAUAAUAAUAAUAAUAAUAAUAAUAAUAAUAAUAAUAAUAAUAAUAAUAAUAAUAAUAAUGGUGAAAGUUAUAAUUUAUUUUUAGAUAGUUUAUUAAAAUCAUUAGAAACAGUUAAAGGUGGAGAUUUUAAAUCAAGAGUUAAAUCAAAUGAACAAUUGUUCACAGAGAAAGAGAAUAAAAUCAUAUCAACUUAUAAUGAGAUACUGAAUUUCCAAGAUUCAACAGUUACAGAGUUUAAAAGGAUCGAAAAACAAGUUGGUAAAGAGGGUAAUGUUAUGUCAAGAGCUUUCUUACCAAAUGCAGUGGGUUCUUGGGAAUUUUGUAUAGAGUUUGUAAAUAAUUUAAUUGGUGAUAUGAUUCAACCCACUGAAGAGGUGAUUAAAGUUAUCACAAGUGUUGCAAGGGGUGAUUUAUCUCAAACUAUCAAUUUGGAAUUAGGACAAGGUAGAAAAUUGACUGGUGAAUUCUUAAGAAUAGCUAAAGUUGUAAAUACUAUGGUUUCACAGUUGAAUUCUUUCUCUUCUGAAGUGACUAGAGUCGCAAGAGAAGUAGGUACCGAUGGUAAGUUAGGUGGUCAAGCAGUUGUAACUGGUGUAGAUGGAAUUUGGAAAGAUUUAACCGAUAAUGUAAAUACUAUGGCCGCUAAUUUAACUGGUCAAGUUAGAGAGAUUGCAUUGGUGACAACUGCUGUAGCAACUGGUGAUUUGUCUAAAAAGAUCACUUUAGACGUUAAGGGUGAAAUUCAAGAAUUGAAAUUAACAAUUAAUACUAUGGUUGAUCAAUUAAAGAGUUUUUCAUCAGAAGUAACUAGAGUAUCAAGAGAAGUAGGUACUGAAGGUAUAUUAGGUGGUCAAGCACAAGUUAAAGGUGUGGAUGGUGUUUGGAAAGAUUUAACCGAUAAUGUAAAUACUAUGGCAGCAAAUUUAACCGGUCAAGUACGUUCUAUCGCUGAAGUUACAACAGCUGUUGCUGAAGGUGAUCUUUCAAAGAAUAUUACAAUCGAUGCACAAGGUGAAAUUUUACAAUUAAAAAAUACAAUUAAUACUAUGGUUCAACAAUUAAAAGGUUUUUCAUCAGAAGUAACUAGAGUUGCUAGAGAAGUAGGUACUAAAGGUAUAUUGGGAGGUCAAGCUGAAGUAACAGGUGUUGGUGGUGUUUGGAAAGGACUCACUGAUAAUGUAAAUACAAUGGCUGCAAAUUUAACUGGUCAAGUGCGUUCUAUCGCUGAAGUUACAACAGCUGUAGCUAAAGGUGAUCUUUCAAAGAAUAUUACAAUCGAUGCACAAGGUGAAAUUUUACAACUUAAAAAUACAAUUAAUACUAUGGUUGAUCAAUUAAAGAGUUUUUCAUCAGAAGUAACUAGAGUAUCGAGAGAAGUAGGUACUGAAGGUAUAUUAGGUGGCCAAGCUGAAGUAACAGGAGUUGAUGGUGUUUGGAAAGGGUUAACCGAUAAUGUAAAUACUAUGGCUGCAAAUUUAACUGGUCAAGUACGUUCCAUCGCUGAAGUUACUACAGCUGUUGCUAAAGGUGAUUUAUCUAAAAAUAUUACAAUCGAUGCACAAGGUGAAAUUUUACAAUUAAAGAAUACUAUCAAUACUAUGGUUCAACAAUUAAAGAGUUUCUCAUCAGAGGUAACUAGAGUAUCAAGAGAAGUAGGUACUGAAGGUAUUUUAGGUGGUCAAGCACAAGUUGAAGGUGUUGGUGGUGUUUGGAAAGAUUUAACUGAUAAUGUAAAUACUAUGGCAGCAAAUUUAACUGGCCAAGUGCGUUCUAUCGCUGAAGUUACAACAGCAGUAGCUUGUGGUGAUUUAUCAAAGAAUAUUACAAUCGAUGCUGAAGGUGAAAUUUUACAAUUAAAGAAUACUAUCAAUACUAUGGUUGAUCAAUUAAAGAGUUUCUCAUCAGAAGUAACUAGAGUUGCUAGAGAAGUAGGUACUGAAGGUAUAUUAGGUGGUCAAGCUCAAGUAGAGGGUUUGGGUGUUGGUGGUGUUUGGAAAGAUUUAACUGAUAAUGUAAAUACUAUGGCUGCAAAUUUAACUGGUCAAGUACGUUCAAUUGCUGAAGUUACAACAGCUGUAGCAGAAGGUGAUCUUUCAAAACAAGUUUCAAUCAAUGCACAAGGUGAAAUUUUACAACUUAAAAAUACUAUCAACACUAUGGUUGACCAAUUAAAGAGUUUCUCAUCAGAAGUAACUAGAGUAUCGAGAGAGGUAGGUACUGAAGGUAUUUUAGGUGGUCAAGCACAAGUUAAAGGUGUUGGUGGUGUUUGGAAAGAUUUAACUGAAAAUGUAAAUACUAUGGCUGCAAAUUUAACUGGUCAAGUGCGUUCUAUCGCUGAAGUUACAACAGCUGUAGCUUGUGGUGAUCUUUCAAAGAAUAUUACAAUCGAUGCAAAGGGUGAAAUUUUACAAUUAAAGAAUACUAUCAAUACUAUGGUUCAACAAUUAAAAGGUUUUUCAUCAGAAGUUACUAGAGUAUCGAGAGAAGUAGGUACUGAAGGUAUAUUAGGAGGUCAAGCACAAGUUGAAGGUGUUGGUGGUGUUUGGAAAGAUUUAACCGAUAAUGUAAAUACUAUGGCUGCAAAUUUAACUGGUCAAGUACGUUCAAUUGCUGAAGUUACAACGGCUGUAGCUUGUGGUGAUUUAUCUAAAAAGAUUUCAAUCGAUGCACAAGGUGAAAUUUGUGAACUUAAAAACACAAUAAAUACAAUGGUUGACCAAUUAAAGAGUUUCUCAUCAGAAGUAACUAGAGUUGCUAGAGAAGUAGGUACUGAAGGUAUAUUAGGUGGUCAAGCUGAAGUUAAAGAUGUUGGUGGUGUUUGGAAAGGACUAACCGAUAAUGUAAAUACUAUGGCUGCAAAUCUAACUGGUCAAGUACGUUCAAUUGCUGAAGUUACAACGGCUGUAGCUUGUGGUGAUUUAUCUAAAAAGAUUUCAAUAGAUGUUAGAGGUGAAUUUUUAGAACUUAAAAUAACUAUCAAUACUAUGGUUGAUUUAUUAAAUUCUUUCUCAUCAGAAGUAACUAGAGUUGCAUUGGAAGUAGGUACUGAAGGUAUAUUAGGUGGUCAAGCACAAGUUGAAGGUGUUGAUGGCGUUUGGAAAUAUCUUACACAAAAUGUAAAUACUAUGGCUGCAAAUUUAACAAGUCAAGUUAGAGAGAUUGCAAACGUUACAACUGCCGUGGCCAAUGGUGAUUUAUCUAAAAAGGUUAAUUUAGAUGUUAGAGGUGAAAUCUUACAAUUAAAGAUUACAAUCAAUACUAUGGUUGAUCAAUUAAAUUCUUUCUCAUCCGAGGUGACAAGAGUAGCAAGAGAAGUAGGUACUGAAGGUAUGUUAGGUGGUCAAGCACAAGUAGAGGGUGUUGGAGGUGUUUGGAAAGAUUUAACCGAUAAUGUGAAUACUAUGGCUGCAAAUUUAACAACACAAGUACGUUCCAUUGCAGAAAUUGCCAAAGCGGUUACUAAAGGUGAUUUCACUAGAGUUAUUUCAGUUGAUGCAAAAGGUGAAGUUAAUUUAUUGAAAUUGAUCAUCAAUGAAAUGAUUCAUAACCUUAAAGAAACCACAUUAAAGAAUACGCUUGCUAAAGAAACUGCCGAAGCAGCCUCAAGAGCCAAAUCAGAUUUUAUGGCAAAUAUGUCACACGAAAUUAGAACUCCAAUGAAUGGUAUCAUUGGUAUGACCGAUUUAACAUUGGAUACAGAAUUGACCGCUGAACAAAGAGAAUAUCUAUCAAUGGUUCAAUCAUCAGCAGGAUCAUUGUUAACGAUUAUCAAUGAUAUUUUAGAUUUUUCAAAGAUUGAAGCAGGUCGUUUAGAAUUGGAUCAAGCAGAAUUCUCAUUACGUGCACAUCUUUAUGAUGCCUUGAAAACAUUAUCAUGGAGAGCUCAUCAAAAAUGUAUAGAGUUGGUUUGUGAUAUUGCAUCCGAUGUACCAGAUAGUUUAAUUGGUGAUCCUGGUCGUUUACGUCAAAUUGUAAAUAAUUUAGUUGGUAAUGCAAUUAAAUUCACCUCACAAGGUGAAGUUGAUCUUGUGGUUAAAGUGGAGAAAUCCCUAUCAUGUGGUGAAGUUGUAUUGAAAUUCUCUGUUAUCGACACUGGUAUUGGUAUACCAAAGGAUAAACUUCAUUUAAUCUUUGAAGCAUUUUCUCAAGCCGAUGGAUCAAUCACAAGAAGAUAUGGUGGUACAGGUUUAGGUUUAACAAUUUCAACUCGUCUCGUUGAAUUAAUGAAAGGUAAACUUAGUGUCGUUAGCAAAUCUGGUAAGGGAAGUACAUUUGAAUUCACAGCACAAUUUCCAACCUCACCAAAUCAAUUGCCAUUAACAGAGAAAUUAAAUGAUGUUCAUACGUUAAUUGUCGAUGAUAAUAAGAGUACCCUUAAAGUACUCAAACAAAUUCUAUCUGAGUUUGGUAUCACUUCAGAGGUUUCAAAUAAUACUCAAGAUGCAUUCAAUAUGAUUGUAAAAGCAACCAAAACCACUAAACCAUUCGAAUUCAUAUUUGUCGAUGCUCAAUUGGGGACAUCACUCAUUGAUAUGAUGGUAGAGAAAAAUAUGAAUCAUUGCAAAACCAAAAUAAUCAUGCUUAUUAGUGGUGGUGGUCAAAGAGGUUAUCCUGAUAGUUCCUCGAAUUUCAUCACUGGCUACCUUUCAAAACCGGUUAGUCCAUCGGAAAUUUUCGACAUUUUAACCAGACAAGGAAUAACUCGCCAAAUUCCAAAACAACUCUGUAAAAAGAUUCAACUCACCUCUGAAAUAUUUGGUGAUAUUCUAUUGGCCGAGGAUAAUGCUGUCAAUCAACGUUUGGCCAUUCGUUUAUUGGAAAAGUUUGGUCAUAGAGUUCAAUUGGCAGAAAAUGGUUUACAAGCAGUUGCAAGCUCUCAACUUAGAAAAUUUGAUUUAAUUCUAAUGGAUGUUCAAAUGCCACAUUGUGGUGGAUUCGAAGCUACCGCUCAAAUUAGAAAACGUGAACAUGAACAAGGUAUUCACACUCCAAUCAUUGCAAUGACCGCUCAUGCUUUAGCAAGAGAUAGAGUUAAAUGUUUAGAAGCUGGUAUGGAUGAUUAUAUCUCAAAACCAAUCAAUCCUGACCAAUUGAAAGCAAUGAUUGAAAAAUAUCUUUUCAUUUCAAAAUCUUGUAACUCUUAUGAACAAUUCCAACAACUUCAAGCUCAAAAAUCUGCAAACUAUAUAAAUAGUACCUCUUACUAUGGUCAAUUAACUCCAACUACAACUACUACAACUACAACCACUACUGCUUUACCAUCACCUCAAAAAAUUUUAUCAAUUGAAGAUGAUAAAAAUUUAAAUUCAAAUGAUAAUAAUGAAAAAGAUAAUAAUAAUCAAAAUAAUAAUAAUAAUCAAAAUGAUAAUAAUAAAAAUGAUAAUAAUCAAAAUGAUUUUGAUCAAAUUAAAACAAUUAGUAACAAUAAAGAAAGUGGUGUUGGUGAAAAUAAAAAGACAACAAGAAAUACAAGUGAUAAUGAAAGAAUUCCAAAAAAGUCAGAUAUGUUUGAUGGUGAUUUCGUGGUUCAACCUCAAUUAGUCAAUAGAUCAUCGUCAAACAAUAAAAAAUCAAAUGACAUUAAUGGUAAACCACAACAAUCACAACAACAACCACAUCAACAGGAACAACAACAAGAUAUCUAUUCUAGUAAACAUCAGCAACAAUCUAAUUCCCCUCCAUUGGCUAAUACUAAAAGAAAGGAAAAUGAUCUUUCAAAUUCUUCAAUUCCAGCUUCAAAAAAAAAUAAUACAAAACAAUAA
Molecule: messenger RNA, 6189 nt
Organism: Dictyostelium discoideum AX4
Lineage: Eukaryota; Evosea; Eumycetozoa; Dictyosteliales; Dictyosteliaceae
Gene: dhkJ
Product: histidine kinase
Exons: 1
Coding region: 1-6189 (2062 amino acids)
Biological process (GO): signal transduction; phosphorelay signal transduction system
Cellular component (GO): membrane
Molecular function (GO): phosphorelay sensor kinase activity; protein histidine kinase activity; transferase activity, transferring phosphorus-containing groups
Source: RefSeq, a predicted model, not a curated record